Messenger RNA from Nerophis lumbriciformis (worm pipefish), 3456 nucleotides. RefSeq names its product chromatin assembly factor 1, subunit A (p150) (gene chaf1a). Gene Ontology annotation, cellular component: CAF-1 complex; nucleus. Lineage: Eukaryota; Metazoa; Chordata; Actinopteri; Syngnathiformes; Syngnathidae. The record is from RefSeq and is a predicted model, not a curated record. Gene Ontology annotation, biological process: nucleosome assembly.
UGACCAAUCAGCUGUGCCUGGUGACGCGAGUGACGUACUCCCGCCAAUUCGGACUGAGAAGCGCGAGGCGGGCGGCGGAGAAGACGAGCGGAAGAAGCAGUCAGCGUGAUGGCGGCGGAAACGGCAUCUGUGGAAGGACUUUUACCUGCCUCGACACCCCGAAGACGAGGUAUUGGUCGUAAAACAAGCAGCAAUGCCAACAAGAAACUAGUACAAGCUCGCCUGCCUUUCAAGCGUCUGAACCCUGAAGGUCAGGAGAAGGACGUGUCCAAGCGUCCUCGUCCACACGCGUGUCCUGAAGCACACCAGUCCGACCGAGAGAACGCCAACGAGUCGUCCCCGCUCGCCGUGCUCGCGAAAACCCCUUUGGUGGACGGUCGAGGCCCCCUGGAUUGCUUCCUGAGCCACAGACGCCCCUCGGCUCCAGACCAGGGCAUCAUCGACCUGACUGAAGACACCUUGUCUCCUGUCAAGUCCUUCACGUCAGAGGCGGCUCCUGCCUCAUCCGUGAAAGACCAAGCAACAACCUGGUCCCCCAGGAAGACCAGCAGUGCAGACCAUCCGGCUGCCAAGCAAGAACUAGCCAAGGAGGUGCAGGAACAAGACAAUGCAACAACCUGGUCCCCCAGGAAGACCAGCAGUGCAGACCAUCCUGCUGCCAACCAAGACCUAGCCAAGGAGGUGCAGGACCAAGACAAAGCCACAACUUGGUCCCCCAGGAAGACCAGCAGUGCAGACCAUCCUGCUGCCAACCAAGACCUAGCCAAGGAGGUGCAGGAACAAGACAAAGCAACAACCUGGUCCCCAAAGAAGACCAGCAGUGCAGACCAUCCUGCUGCCAACCAAGACCUAGCCAAGGAGGUGCAGGACCAAGACAGUGCGGACCAUCCUGCUGCCAAGCAAGACCCAGCCAAGGAGGCCCAUGACCAAGACUUGGCACAGCUCAAUACCACACGGGAGAGUGAGGGGGAGGAGCUGAAGGUGUCCCACAAUGUCUCCAGUUUGGGGCAUGUGUCCACGCAGUCACCAUCAUCCUGCACUUCCACACCUGAGAGCUCACCUGAGAGGAGCAAGCCUGAUGGACUCACACCAAGCAGCACACCUUCAGAGCCAGCAAACACUCCUAAAGUCCCUGCAGAUCAGAAAAGGACGAAAAGACGCUCGUUAAAGACUCAACAGGAGCAAGAGUCCAGGCUGCGUGUGCGCCAAGAGAGGGAGCGGCUGAAGGAAGAAGCCAAAGCUGCCAAAGACAAGAAGAGGGAAGAGAGCCGCAGGCUGAAAGAAGAGCGCGAGAAGGAGAGGCGUGAGAAGAAGGAGAAGGAAGAGCAGGAGAGACGGGAGAAGAAGGAGAAAGAGGAGUGGGAAAAGGCAGAGAGGGUCAAAGCGAAGGAGGAGCAACGCAAAUCCAAGAUAGAGGCCAAGCUGGAGGAGAAGCGAAAGAAAGAGGAGGAGAAGCGCAUGAAAGAAAAGAAAGAGCGCAUCAAAGCUGAAAAAGCAGAGAUCACCAGGUUUCUGCAGAAAUCUAAAAUCCAGCAGGCUCCAAAGACUCUGGCGGCUGCCUGUGGGAAGUUUGCUCCCUUCGAGAUCAAAGAAAACAUGUACAUGGCGCCGCUGUGCCGGGUUGAGUGCGAGGAGUCAGCCCUGGAGGAGCUGGACCGCUACUUGUCGCACCCCACUGACAGACCCCGCUCACUGGGGGACUGGAUCAACCAGAAGCCUCGCCGGUCAGGUCCUACCAGAGCCAGAUUGCCCAACACUGUUAGGGACUGCAUAGCCGUGGAUGGGCCCAAAGGAGAAGGCGUACCGGACCGCCAACAAUAUGGACCCAUGAAACUGCUGCUGUUUCACCUGAACCACCGACCAGCUUACUGGGGCACUUGGAGGAAAAAGAGUCGGCACAUCACAGCGCGCUGCCCCUUCAGGCAGGACAAGGACCUGUUGGACUAUGAGGUGGACAGCGAUGAAGAAUGGGAGGAAGAGGAGCCUGGAGAGUCCCUGUCACACAGUGAAGGGGAGGACGAGGAGGAAGGAGGUGAGGACGACGAGGACGAGGACGACGGCUUCUUGGUUCCUCACGGCUACCUCUCAGACGACGAAGGGGCGCUGGAAGAAGAGGAGGGCGGCGACCUGGAGAAGCAGAAACUGCAACAGAAAGUGAAAGCGAGGGAGUGGGAUGAGCUGAUGUCCACCAAGAACAAGAUGAGGGUGUUGCAGCCAAUCGUGAGGGGCUGCGUCUGGGAAGGGGGAGACGCAGCCUUCUCUGACCUCCUCCAGUCCUACGCUGUCUGCAUCAUCCAACCUUUAGUCAAGGCGGACGCCAGCCCCAGUUCGGAUGAUCAAAGGCAGAAAUUGCUUGGUCAGCUGCUGCCGCUGCUACACGGGAACCUGAACAGCAGCAAAGUCAUCAUCGACGAGUUUCAAGAGUUUUGUCGCCGGCAGACCUCGCCCCCCAUGUUGUCCACAGAACUGUCCAGUCCAGAGAACUCCGCGGACGUCCCCACUCGGAUCCAGGUGAAGCGUCUGAUCAAGAGCAACGCCGUGUACGAGAAGCGCUCCACUUACAGACGCUGCUGCUGGUACGUUCACGCUGACGUGCUGACUCGCUUUUCCCUGGACACUCUCCCUGUGCCGGGCCACUGGUCCUACCUGAUCUGCGGCGCUCGAGAGGAGUCCUCCCGUGAAGAGAACCACGUGGCCACCGGCUCCCGGGGGAACUCCCCCAGCACACCCCAGACCUCCUCCGCCACCUGGGCCGCCUCCAACAAGAGGAAGAGCGCCGGCAGCAUGUCCAUCACCAAAUUCAUGAAGCGCUGCAGCGAGCAUGAACGGGCGGAGGAGGCUGACGGUUUUCAAGCUGACACAGAAGAUGAUGACGACUGCAUCAUCGUCUCUACGCAGAGCGGUUCAGUCAGAGAGAAGUCGUCCACCGAAGGAGAAGACCUGAUGGACGUCACACCCUCCAACAUGGCCACUCUGCCGCUGGCCAGCGCUGCUCCCACUUUGGCCCCAGCCUAAGAACUGUUGGCCCCAGCCUAAGAACUGUUGGCAGUGUGCUGCUCCAGGCUGCUCCCAGGUCACAGGUGUGUUGAAGACGCGCACAGGUGUGUUGAAGACGCGCACAAGUGUGUUGACCACGCGCACAGGUGUGUGUGGACCACGCGCACAGGUGUGUGUGUGGACCACACGCACAGGUUUUUGCGAACUACGCGCACAGGUGUGUGUGUGCGGACCACACAAACAGGUGUGUGGACCACACACUUGCUGUGACAAGUAGAGCAUUAUUUAGGGUCCCACACACAACCCCUUGUAUUUGUGUAUAUAAGACGCAUUCUUUCCCACCCUGGACAAGCUCGUUGUGUACCUGCACAGGUAGAGCCAGUUAACAGAUGUUUUAUAAGAUGUAUUGUCUCUGUUGUGGAAGAAUACUUGAAGAUAAAGUUCAUUAAAUCGGAAGAA